AUGUCUUUUCUCGGUGGCGCCGAGUGUUCUACCGCCGGCAACCCGCUCACACAAUUCACCAAACACGUGCAAGAUGACAAGUCCCUACAGCGAGACCGACUCAUGGGUAGAGGCCCUGGCGGGAUGCAAGAGAGCAUGCGGUCGCACGGGAUGACAGGUCCAGGGGAGCAAAUGAUGGAUGAUUUCAUGCAACAACCCGCUCAAGCCCCCGGUCAGCCUUUUGCUAUGGAACAUAUGCGGCGAGAACUGGAGACACUGCAAAACGCACCUCAGCGAACAGGUUCCCCCGGCUGGGCCGCCGAAUUUGACCCCGGCGAGCAAGCUCGCAUGGAAGCCGCGUUCCAGAAUGGCCCGAAUACAUCUACAUUCAAUGGCGGAUCGGGGUUCAACCCCGCCGAGUUCGCACGGUUUCAGCAAAGCACGGGGAUGGCUCGCACAGGGAGUCCGAUUACAUCUACACAGUCGCCGAUGAUGAGCUCGUACCAGAGACCAAUGAUGGGGGGAUAUAUGGGCAUGGGAGGGGGUAUGGGAAUGAUGGGGAUGAUGAAUCCAUCGUAUGCACAACAGCAGCGACCUAUGGAGUCAACAGCACAGGAGAAAGGCAAGGGACGAAUGGUUGAGCUGGACGAUACGAACUGGGAAGCACAGUUUGCGGAGAUGGAAUCGGCUGAUCUGCAGGUGGUUGAUGACCAGGCUAACGAUGCCAUGGAGGCGGAACUCGAUGAACUUGACAGGUCAGUGUUCACCCGAGAUACCCUAGAAGAAGAAUCCGAUCUUGUGGAUUUUGAGCGUGCGUGGGAUAAGGCUAGAGCUGAGAUUCCUUCCGCUACUAGAAAACUUGCCGAAGAAGACCUUGAUUUCAAAGAGGUCGAUAAUAUCCAUAUGGGGGAUUUGAAUGACUGGGAAGGGUUUGAUAGUCUCAACACCCGGUUCCGUGACCCGCAGUUGGGCGACUAUCUGUUCGAAGAAGACAAUGCUUUCCGUGCAGUGAAUAACCCGUUUGAAGAGGGCAUGAAGAUUAUGCACGAGGGAGGGAAUCUGUCAUUAGCAGCUUUGGCUUUUGAAGCAGCAGCCCAGAAGGACCCUCAACAUAUCCAAGCCUGGACCAUGCUCGGCGCCGCCCAGGCCCAGAACGAAAAGGAAAGCCCAGCCAUCCGAGCCUUGGAACAAGCACUUAAACUAGACCCAAACAACCUAGAUGCCCUAAUGGGACUGGCUGUUUCGUACACCAACGAAGGCUACGACUCAACUGCAUACCGCACGCUAGAACGCUGGCUAUCAGUGAAAUACCCACAAAUCAUCGACCCGACGGACCUCUCAUCAGAUGGCGAAGUUGGCUUCACCGACCGCCAACUGCUGCACGAUAAAGUCACCGAUCUAUUCAUCCGAGCCGCACAACUAUCACCGUCGGGAGAACAGAUGGACCCAGAUGUCCAAGUCGGUCUGGGUGUAUUGUUCUACUGCGCUGAAGAGUACGACAAGGCAGUCGACUGCUUCUCGGCAGCGCUGGCGUCCACCGAGUCCGGCACAUCGAACCAGCAAGACCAAGUGCACCUCCUCUGGAACCGCCUCGGCGCCACGCUCGCCAACUCGGGCCGCUCCGAAGAGGCGAUUGAAGCGUAUGAAAAGGCGCUGACCAUCAACCCCAAUUUUGUGCGGGCACGCUACAAUCUCGGAGUCUCAUGCAUCAACAUUGGCUGUUUCCCCGAGGCCGCGCAGCACCUCCUCGGCGCCCUGGGAAUGCACAAGGUCGUGGAGCAGCAGGGCCGCGAGCGGGCGCGCGAAAUCGUCGAGGGCGUUGACGGCAUCAACGACGACGAAUUGGAGCGCAUGAUUCAUAUUAGCCAGAAUCAAAGCACGAAUCUGUAUGAUACUUUGCGGCGUGUCUUUACCUCCAUGGGUCGCCGGGAUCUGGCCGACAUGGUGGUUUCGGGCAUGGAUGUGGAUGUGUUCCGGAAGGAGUUUGAGUUCUAA
Molecule: messenger RNA, 1974 nt
Organism: Talaromyces proteolyticus
Lineage: Eukaryota; Fungi; Ascomycota; Eurotiomycetes; Eurotiales; Trichocomaceae
Product: putative peroxisomal targeting signal-1 receptor
Exons: 2
Coding region: 1-1974 (657 amino acids)
Biological process (GO): protein import into peroxisome matrix, docking
Cellular component (GO): peroxisomal membrane; cytosol
Molecular function (GO): protein binding
Source: RefSeq, a predicted model, not a curated record